CUCUGAGAAGUACAAGAUGAAAUACUUCAAAUUAGAUUUACAGACGCAGGUGUUAUCCAGUUACUUAAGGCUCGCAGGACUUUUUUUCAGCAUUUUCAAUCGCAUCUAAAUCCCAAUUAUUUUUGUUUUAUUUGACUGUUAGAAGUUUUUUUUUAUUUAAACACUCCGUUUUAAAGUCAUAUUGAAGAAGACACGUGUGUCAGGAGACACGUUUUCAAAUCUACGUUGAAUCUGCUCGACACAACUUAAUCAUGUGUUGCCUUUAGUACUAGUUAUGCCACUUUGUUGAAUUUAAAAGGGCUCAUAUUUUUUACAUUUUCAUAAGUAUCGAAGGCGAGCACUAUGUCUGAUGUUGAUUUUGCUGCUGAGUGUUUGGUUGCCAUAUCAAACCGUGCGGUCACGCGAUGUCCUGAAAGGGUCUCGGCCGAGGAUGUUUCAAUGGAGAACCGCGAGGAAGGGACCUUACUCAUGGUUGCAAUGAUUUUGCUUGACUUGAAAACGUGCAGCCCGUCCACGUGUACUAACGGUAUUACAAAAUAUCUGUGUGAAGACGCUACAGGGGAACAGAAUCGUGAAAAUGGAAACAAUAUCAGAGGGAAGAUCCGCGAUUUUGAGAUGUUAAAGCCGAACCCGAUGACUCCGGGUCGGACUUCGGACAGAAAAUCUGAGGAAUUGUCAUUUAACCCCUCCGACAAAGUACAUCGUUGCCACUUCACCGGUUGUGAGAAAGUGUACGGCAAAUCAUCUCAUCUCAAAGCCCAUUUCAGAGUGCACACAGGAGAGAGGCCCUUCCAGUGCAGCUGGCCUGACUGCACCAAGAAGUUCUCCCGUUCCGACGAGCUGACACGGCACUACCGCACCCACACGGGGGAGAAGCGCUUCACCUGCCCGCUCUGCGACAAGUGCUUCACGAGGAGCGACCACCUGACGAAGCACGCCCGUCGCCAUGUCGACUUCCAUCCCAGCAUGAUCAAGAAGUCGUCUGGGUGGGGCAGAAAGCACUCCUCGUCACCCGUGUCCUCUAAGGUGAUGGGCCAGGACUCCGCCCCUGUUUGAGUUGAGUCUCCACCCUGCCGGAUCUGUUUCUGCAGUAGAGCACAAGGAUCAAUGAAUUUGACAACUGCAAAACUUCAGUGUUUUAGUCACGGUUAUUACAGGAAAGUCUGUCAUUUAGAGCCAUAGUCAAGUGUUACAUUGUCACUGGUUAUGUGUUACUACCGUGCUUCUUUCAGCUUGGAACACCGUUGCAUACAUACAGUAAUUAUGACAUUUUUAUAAUGCUUAGAUAUGCCAUAUUUUUCUGUCUUAUAUAAAUAAUAUGUACAGCAGCACACUAUGAUCAGAGAGACGACGUGCAGAUAAGUUCUGGGAUUUUGCACUUUAUUCUAAUCAUUCUGUGGUACAAACUCAUUGAGGAACUUUUUAUACCAUUUCUUGUCAUUUUUUCAGUUAUCAUUUGCAUUUUUUAUUGUCUUGAAAGGGUUAAGGCUGUAUCAUUGCCACUGUUGCAUAAUGAUUAAAACUUUUGAAUGUUGCCACAGUUUAUAAACAGUACUUCACUCAUUACUUGAUCUUUAUAUUGUACCUUUUAAAAAUAUGCUAAAUGUUUAAAGUACCACUGUGCCAGUCUUCGGUCGACUCUUUAUAUUUUUCUGUUGUAAUACAGAAGGACAUUAAAGUCUAAUCACAUCAUAAUGUAUUACUUAUAUAAAAUCAUCCAUGUCAGUCAUUUUCAUUUGACUCCAUACUGAUAGUGGACAAAGAAAUGGAAACACAGGCCCACAAGGUUCAUAGGACAUGUUGAUACUACAUUGUCAUCUUACAUGCUUUGACUUUUAAGGGAUGGCGUCAUUUUUGGAUGCAUAGAUUAUGGAUCAUAGAUCUGUGGCAUGUUCGCAUUUGGCUGGUGCUUCCCUGGUACAUGCUUGGGCAGUUAUACCAACAGCUGUCCAAAACAUAUUUUGACCCUUGAAAAAGGAGAAAAGACAAAAUUAUAGCCCAAAAAAUGUACCAUUAUGAUACCGGACACCAUAUAGAAACUAGUUUCGUCAAGCAUAACGGCAUUAUGUAUAUUGUGAUGGAUUAGUUCCAUGACACAAGACAUUUCCAUAUCUCUCCCAGUGAUCAAACUUCAGUCACAAUUGCGGGAGUCUGAAGCAGCAAAUAAAUGAAUAAAACUUUACUUCAAAAUGUUCAAAAUUGGGUGUUUUGAUGGAAUUACUUUUAUAAGAUUGAUGCACAAAUGAGUUACAUGACUUCCUUGGAACUUCUAAUGUUCUUGAAAGGCAUACAUAGUGAUUGGUAUUUGUUUUUUUCUUUUUGUGUAUUAUGAGCUUAAAGCAUGUUCUCUGACCAUUACAAUCAAAUGCAAAUGUAAUGCAAAUUUUAUUCUGGUGUUUGCUAUUUUUUGUAUGUUUUUAGCAUACAUGAAAUGUGUCUGGUUGAAUUGGGGAAAUUUAAAACAUUUUAACCGUUAAAAAUACAUGCAGUGAUAAUAUGGACUACUACUGCCUUGAGUGGGAUUAAAAUUUUUGAUAGCUA
Molecule: messenger RNA, 2541 nt
Organism: Paramormyrops kingsleyae
Lineage: Eukaryota; Metazoa; Chordata; Actinopteri; Osteoglossiformes; Mormyridae
Gene: klf9
Product: Kruppel like factor 9
Biological process (GO): regulation of transcription by RNA polymerase II
Molecular function (GO): DNA-binding transcription factor activity, RNA polymerase II-specific; RNA polymerase II cis-regulatory region sequence-specific DNA binding
Source: RefSeq, a predicted model, not a curated record